Messenger RNA from Mercenaria mercenaria, 747 nucleotides. RefSeq lists its product as uncharacterized. The record is from RefSeq and is a predicted model, not a curated record. The transcript has 2 exons. NCBI's taxonomy places the organism in Eukaryota, Metazoa, Mollusca, Bivalvia, Venerida, Veneridae. Bases 1 to 747 code for a protein of 248 amino acids.
AUGGCAAAUCUCACAUACCUGAAAGGUGUUAGAACACGGUACAGAAAUGUUCUAGACUCUUCAAUUGAGGAAGGACGCAAUCUACUAAAAGGAGAAAUAGAAGAGUGUGUUGAAAAAAUUAAAUCAUACAACGACAAAGUAGAAAGUCAGAGUGAAAAGUUAGCCGUUGCAUUGGGAGAAACUGAUAAUGAGCAAACAGAAAGUAUAGUGAAUGAUGAUUGUGAGCUAUGUUCAGAUGCCAUUGAAGUAUAUUUGGAUCUGAAAGAGUACAAAGGGAAGUUAGAGUCAGCAAGACAGAAACAAAAUAUCAAACCAGUUGCUGUACCAAAUGAACAGUGUGAUGCUCUUAUUGAGUUGCAACAAAACAUGCAAAGGCUCAUGGCAGCACAGAUAAAGCAGCAGCAAGAUUUCAUGAACAGACAGGAUAAGAAGAAACAUCCAAAUACAGUGAAACUACCCAAAUUGGAAAUGAUAUCAUUUGGGGGCGACAAGACAAGGUGGGUGGAAUUUUGGGAUAGUUUUCAGAGCUCAGUCCAUGACAAUAGUAGUAUCUCAAAUGUGGAUAAAUUCAACUACCUUAAGUCUAAGUUAUUUGGUGAAGCAAGAAGAGCGGUAAUGGGUAUUGCUCUUUCCAAUGAAAACUAUACUGUGGCUCUAGAAGUCCUGAAGGAUAGGUUUGGAAAUACUCAAGAAAUCAUAGACCUUCACUAUAACAGGUUGAUAAAUCUAGUUCCAGCAACAAAGUAG